Molecule: messenger RNA, 1864 nt
Organism: Mya arenaria
Lineage: Eukaryota; Metazoa; Mollusca; Bivalvia; Myida; Myidae
Exons: 5
Coding region: 192-962 (256 amino acids)
Source: RefSeq, a predicted model, not a curated record
ACCACUAUCAAACGCUAGUUAAACCACUUCGCCUCGUUACGAUUGGACACGGUUGACACACCUGUAUAUUUAUAUUUAUUUUAAGUGACAUUCCAAACUGUAUAUAUCUGCACACAGUAUAGCCUCACAGACAGUACAUUGAUCGAGAGCCAAGCUGGUGAGAUUUAUACAGAAAGCACAAAUAGUAAAACAUGUCUGCUUUAGAAAUACUGAAAGGAAAUGUCACAAGUAAACAAGGAGUUGUUCUUGAUUUGUCUUCUUUUGAUUUUGUAGGUCUGUAUUUUUCUGCGCACUGGUGUCCACCAUGUCGCGGAUUUACUCCUCAACUGGUUGAUUUCUACAACAAGUGUGCAGAUGAAAAGUUCAUGAUCGUCUUUAUCAGUUCUGACAGAGACGAGGCGUCAUUUAAGGAGUAUUAUAAAGAAAUGCCAUGGUCAGCACUGAAGUUUGAAGACAGAGCCAACAAGGAAAAGUUGUCAGGGAUGUUUGGUGUUGAAGGCAUACCAACCUUUAUCGUGCUGGACGCCAAAUCGGGAGAGGUGAAGGCGAAGGAUGGACGAGAGGUAGUCAUGAAGAAGAUAGAUAAAAAAGACUUCUCUGCAAAGUCUUGGUGUAUUUAUUUCUCGGCCCAUUGGUGUCCGCCGUGUAGAGGUUUCACACCAACCCUGGCAGAUUUCUACAAGGAAGCGAAAGAUGAGAAGUUCCAAAUCGUGUUCGUCAGUUUCGACAGAGACGAGACAUCCUUCAAUACCUAUUUCAAAGAAAUGCCAUGGCUGGCGCUUAAGUUUGGUGACGACACUGAAGAUAUUAAGAAAUCUCUAGCAGACACGUUCAAGGUCAGUGGUAUCCCGAUGUUGGUGAUUCUGGAUAAGGAUGGGAACGUAAAGGAGAAGAAUGCUCGUUCGACCGUCGAAGCGAACAAAGACAAUCCAGCAAAAUGCAUUGCAGAUUGGAGGAAAUAGAGGCAUCACCAUAUCCACAUUGUUACUUAAAAUUGUAUUUUUUUCCUUAACAUUUAAGGUUUCUAAAGACUGCAUGCAUGAUUGGUUAUUAAUAAUACAAUUACAGUAUUUGCGCAGUAUUCAUGAAGUAUUUGGGUUUGUUUUUAUUCAGUUUAGAAAUGAAGAUUUUCUCGUGUGGCUAUACUUAUUUGGGAAGAUAUUAUCAUAUUGUUAAUCAAUCGAUUCAAUAAUACAUUAAGGAAGUCAGUCAAAACAAACAGAGAAGAGAUAUGUGAAUAGGACAAGAACAAUGUAUCCUCAUUGCAAUAUUGUCAAUAAUCGUCAUCAUACUAUUGCUAUUGAGAUUCAGUUAAGGUCUAUGUAUUGCAUUUCAUGAUUCACUUUUUUCCUUAAGGGUAAAGUUUUGUCUUAGGGCCUAAUAAAAAAAUACAUUUGGUUCGGGUAACCCGACCCUACCUACGGAAUAGGCGCCGACCCUACCGAUUUUAUAGUCAGUUUGAAAAAAAAUGAAAAAAUAAUAAAAAAAUAAAUAAAUAUUUUUUUUAUUAUUUUUCAAUAUCUAGUUUAAAACCUUAAAUGCUUGUACAGAAGAUAACUUUUAACACCAUCCCGCUGCUAGGAUAAAAAAUGACAUUCUUAUAUAAACUUAAUAAAAAAAGCCUACCUACCCUACCUAUUUUUGAAAAGGAUGUUACCCUAACCAAACAAUUUUUUUCUAGGCCUAAUAAAUAAUACCAUUUCACUUCUUAAUACUAUAAACUGAUAUUGAUAUGACAUUGUAUCACCUGUUUGUGAUGUGUUUCGUAAAUUAUUUUUGUUCAAUUUUAUUUUAGUGAAAUUUUCUCUGUUACCAUAUCAUACAUAUGUUAUCAUAUUAUUGGCAAUAAAAUAUAUGCUUUGUU